CGCAUUACUUUCCCUGAAUGUGUGGGCUUCAGGAAAUACUCAGAGGAGCAGCAUUUACACUGGAGGCUGUUCUGAUGUUUUGUAAGAGAGAGAAAGGGAGAGAUCUUGGCUGCAGUUUCUAAAGGAAUGGCAGAAAGUGAAGUGAGCAGGGCUGCUACCUGGGAAGCAGAGCAACUUUCCUGAGGGAGGAAACAAAAUCUGCAAGAGGAAAAGAAAUGGUGUUUUAUCCUUGGUUACUUUCCCUUGGAAUGUCUGAACCAGCUAAUUCUAAUGCAUCAGCAUUAGCAAUAAAGCAUCAGGCUGGCGUACCAUCUUCGCAUGUGCUAGUGUACACGCUGCACAAGUCAGGUGCCUGUGGGAGAUAGACCCAUAGCGUUUUGGUGGAGGAACCCUACAAAUACAUGCUGUCUGGAGGAGCACCAACUCUGGUUCCAGGAUUAAGGGAGUCCUAGGAAGUAGGCCCCUCAUCUUCCUCCUGGGCAAUGUUGUGGCUGUCUGUCCACCCCAGUCCCCUAGCCCCGCUUCAGCUCAGUGUUCCAGCAGGUUAGAAGACAUUUUGAAAUUGGUUCAAGAAAGUCGUCAUGAUGGGGCUAAAGAAUCCAACUGCCUUUCGUGGUGGUCUUCAUCUUUUAAGUGUUGUUCUACUCUUGCUAUUGCACAUGGACAGAGUACACUCAGAACAUCAGACUGAAGUUACCAAUAAAACUAAUCCAGAAUGUACUGGUUCCUAUAUCUGUAAGAAAGGUGUGAUUUUACCAAUUUGGGAACCUCAGGACCCUUCGUUUGGAGAUAAAAUAGCAAGAGCUACUGUAUACUUUGUAGCUAUGGUCUACAUGUUUCUGGGAGUCUCAAUUAUCGCUGACCGUUUCAUGUCAUCCAUAGAAGUUAUUACAUCCCAAGAGAGAGAAAUCACAAUCAAGAAACCCAAUGGUGAAACUAGCAAGACAACCGUGAGAAUUUGGAAUGAGACUGUUUCCAAUUUAACGCUUAUGGCUUUGGGCUCUUCUGCACCUGAGAUCCUCCUUUCUGUCAUUGAAGUGUGUGGCCAUGGCUUCACCGCAGGGGAUCUUGGGCCAAGCACCAUUGUAGGAAGUGCUGCCUUCAACAUGUUUGUCAUCAUAGCACUUUGCGUUUAUGUUGUUCCUGAUGGGGAAAUCAGGAAGAUUAAACAUCUUCGUGUGUUUUUUGUCACUGCAGCUUGGAGCAUCUUUGCCUACACUUGGCUUUACCUAAUUUUGUCGGUCAUGUCACCUGGGGUAGUGGAGGUCUGGGAAGGCCUGCUCACUUUCUUCUUUUUCCCUAUCUGUGUGGUGUUUGCAUGGGUUGCUGACAGAAGGCUUCUGUUCUACAAGUAUGUCUACAAGAAAUACAGGGCUGGCAAGCAGAGGGGCAUGAUCAUUGAACAUGAAGGUGAAGGACCACCCUCCAAAGCUGACAUUGAAAUGGAUGGGAAGGUAGUUAACUCUCAUGUUGAAAGUUUCUUAGAUGGCACUCUGGUCCUCGAGGUGGAUGAGAAGGAUCAGGAUGAUGAGGAAGCGAGGAGAGAAAUGGCCAGGAUUCUUAAAGAGCUGAAACAGAAGCAUCCGGACAAAGAAAUAGAACAGCUGAUAGAACUAGCUAACUAUCAGGUUCUGAGCCAGCAGCAGAAGAGCCGAGCUUUCUAUCGCAUCCAGGCCACUCGGCUAAUGACAGGAGCUGGCAAUAUUUUGAAGAGACAUGCAGCUGACCAGGCGAGGAAAGCAGUCAGCAUGCAUGAGGUUAACUGUGAAGUGGCAGACAAUGACCCUGUCAGUAAGGUCUAUUUUGAGCAGAGCACCUACCAGUGCCUUGAGAACUGCGGCACGGUGGCCCUGGUUAUUGCCCGACGUGGCGGCGACUUGACCAAAACCGUCUCCGUUGAUUUCAGAACAGAAGAUGGCACGGCCAAUGCGGGUUCUGAUUAUGAAUUCACUGAAGGUACUGUGAUAUUUAAGCCAGGUGAAAUGCAAAAGGAAAUACGGGUUGGCAUAAUCGAUGAUGAUAUAUUUGAGGAAGAUGAGAACUUCCUUGUUCACCUCAGCAAUGUGAAAGUGUCUUCUGAGGACCCAGGAGAAGGCGUUCUGGAGGCCAACCAUGUCGCAACCGUGGCUUGCCUGGGUUCUCCUGCCACUGCCACUGUCACGAUCUUUGACGAUGACCACGCUGGCAUUUUUACCUUUGAGGAGCCUGUGACUCAUGUGAGCGAAAGCGUGGGAACCAUGGAAGUCAGAGUGCUGCGCACUUCUGGAGCACGAGGAAAUGUUAUUGUGCCCUACAAAACCAUAGAAGGCACAGCCAAAGGGGGUGGAGAGGACUUUGAAGAUACUUGUGGGGAGCUGGAGUUUCAGAAUGACGAGAUUGUCAAAACGAUAUCAAUCAAAGUAAUUGAUGAUGAGGAAUAUGAGAAAAACAAGACCUUCUACAUUGAAAUUGGGGAGCCCCGUCUGGUGGAGAUGAGUGAAAAGAAAGCCCUGUUGUUGAAUGAGCUUGGUGGCUUCACAAUUACAGGGAAAUGUUUGAAUGGCCAGCGUGUCUUCAGGAAGGUACAUGCUAGAGACCAUCCUCUCCCUUCUACUGUAAUCAACAUUCAAGAGGAGAAUGAAGAGAAGCAGCCACUGACAAGCAAAGAGGAGGAAGAGCGCCGCAUUGCAGAAAUGGGGCGCCCCAUCCUGGGAGAGCAUACAAAGCUCGAAGUGAUUAUUGAAGAGUCCUAUGAGUUCAAGAACACAGUGGACAAACUCAUCAAGAAAACAAACCUCGCUCUUGUAGUUGGAACUAACAGCUGGAGAGAACAGUUCAUUGAAGCGAUCACAGUCAGCGCCGGAGAGGAUGAUGAUGAUGAUGAAUGUGGGGAAGAAAAGCUGCCUUCUUGCUUUGAUUAUGUGAUGCACUUUCUGACCGUCUUCUGGAAAGUCCUGUUUGCCUUUGUCCCCCCAACGGACUACUGGAAUGGUUGGGCUUGUUUUGUUGUAUCCAUCCUAAUGAUCGGCCUUCUGACGGCAUUCAUUGGGGACUUGGCUUCCCAUUUUGGCUGUACCAUUGGCCUGAAGGAUUCAGUAACCGCAGUUGUAUUUGUUGCAUUGGGAACUUCAGUGCCAGAUACAUUUGCCAGCAAAGUAGCAGCAAUGCAAGAUCAGUAUGCAGAUGCUUCCAUAGGUAACGUCACCGGUAGCAACGCUGUGAAUGUUUUCCUGGGGAUUGGUGUCGCCUGGUCCAUUGCCGCCAUCUACCAUGCAGCCAAUGGCAGACCGUUUAAAGUCGAACCAGGCACCUUGGCUUUCUCUGUCACCCUCUUCACUAUAUUUGCUUUUAUCAGUGUCGGGGUGCUCCUCUACCGGCGGAGACCGGAGAUCGGAGGUGAGCUGGGCGGGCCUCGGACUGCCAAGAUUCUAACCUCAUGCCUCUUCGUGCUCCUCUGGCUCCUGUACAUAUUUUUCUCAUCUCUGGAAGCCUACUGUCACAUAAAGGGCUUCUAAAGGAAAACUAUGGGAGAUAGUAUCUAUAUAUAUAUCUAUAGAGAGAGGGAAAGAAAUACAGGUAUAUAGAUAGAGAUCUAAUAUUGUUGAACAGAGGAAGAAAAGACAUUUGCCAUGUUCACUUAUCUACUGAUGGAAUGUAGCUUUGCGGUAGGAGUUUGAAAUCUGCAGGAUUCUUCACCAGAGGCAGCAUCAUAGAAAUGGAGCCAUGGAAGCAGGGUCGUCUUUGCAACUCAACCUACAGGAUUGUGAUGGAGCUACUCAAUAUUUCCCAUCUCCCCCUCAUACACACUCCCUCCAUAAGAAUCAAUCCAAUUUCACCAGGGGCUUAUUUUGGAAUGACAAAAGGCCUGUUUUUGCUGUAUCACAUUGGGCGGAUGUUUCAAAGGGGAGUUCUUGACUUUCUUACCAGUAUCUUUGUUGCCUUCUUUAUAAUUCAAGAAUGAGCUGAAGCGUCACCCUCAAAGAUGUGAGUGGAGUGGCAUACAAAGGCCAUGCUAUUUUCAACCCAAUUUUGUUUUUGUUUUUUUUGGGGGGGUCUUUUUUACUUCUAUUCUGCCCCAGCCCCCCUUACUGUCCAGCUUAAGAAUAUGUUCUGUUGAAAUACAACACAAACCACUCCCCACUUUUUCCAGAGCUGUAAUUGUGAUCAGCAAGUCCAGUUCCCCUUUAAAACAAAAACAGACUUUUCAAACAACAUUUAACCAGCACUCCAUUUGCUCCAAAACUGUGGAUUACAGACCUGUGCCCAAAGCCCUAAUGCACACCUCUGGCUUUGUUUUUUUGUUAUUGCUCUGAUGUAUUUUGCCAGUUUAAUUUCAAUUGCCUCCAGUACCCUUCCUGUCCUGCCAAUGUUUGCUGCUGUGCCCUUUUCAUACUCCAGUUUGGGAAUGCUUUCAUGGUACUUGUUGUAACACUUUGCAUGAAUGAAGCAAACCAUAAUCUGUAAUAUAGCAUUGAAUAGAGAUAGUCCGGUCAGUGAUGCCAAUGGAACAUUGAAGAUGCAAGCACAUUUCCCUUCCACACCUUUUUCUUUUCUUUUCAGUGAACAGGAUGACAGGCAGGAAACAAUUGGCAUUCUGUUACUCUGCAUAAGGUUCCUAAGAAGCAAUAACCAAGAGCUGUGGAAAUCUGUAUGUUUUAAAGGGAAGCAUUCAUGCAGCAGACUUAGACCAUUUUGGAAAGGGAUCUGCCUGCCAGCUAAGUUUAGGAUGAAUGUAGAAAGCUGCUUGCACUGAGUUAGGCCAAUGGUCCUCUAACUCAGCAUUUCACUCCAGAAGGCAGUGAGGCUCCAAAGUCCCUGGCAGAGGCCUCUUCUAGCCCUGUGACCAAUUUAAUGGGAGAUUCUGUGAACUGAACCUGGCACUCUCUAUGUACCAAAAGCAUGCUCUACCAGAGCACUAUGGAUGGGAUGAGUAAUGCCUGCUUGCUUUGUGACUUAUCUGUCUGAACCAAGUGGGGCUUCAGCACUGUUCAUGCUAAGCAGGCAUAACUCUAAAUAAGCAAAAUAGACUUGAGCUUUUUGAAACAUCAGCUCCCCAUUCCAUGCACUUGCUCUCAUCUUCAGACUCCCAGGAUCAAAUCCUUGGUCUCCAUACUUAGGAAUAUUUUCUGCUGCAGCUCUGUGGAAACAUAUAGGCUGGAUUGGUCUUCGCAAAGGGCACCUUGAAGACAGAACAAUUCCACUUUAGUCUUCUGGUGGAUUUUAAACAUUCCACCAUGCACUGGCCUUCAGAACGGCAAAGAGAAAGUGCUGGUUUUUAUUUUAUUGCCCAGCAGUGAGUGCAUUUCUCCUGAGGAAUUAAGAUUUAACUACUGUUAUUUAUUAUUCAUUCAUUGUUGGCAGUGAGCUCAGCACUGUACAAUGCACAAAGAGAUACCAAAAGCAGCACUUGGCGGUGGAAAUGCCAUCCUCCAGUAUGCAGGUAGAGUGCCAUUGAACUCUCGGAGGAUACUUCUUUUGUGGGUCAUUUGCUAAUUUAUUUAUGUUUUCCAUCUUCCCACCCUUCACACACAUAAAUUUUUCAUUUGUCUAAUUCUUAUUCUCUACCUCUGGUGCUCAUGGAAGCAUCAAGUCAUUAGAAUGGGGCCCAAAUAUGGAAAGCUGUCCACCUUGAAAGUACACUUGUAGUGCAAGCCUUCUGCAUGUUUAGGCAGAAAGCAGUCCUACAGGUCCCAGCAUUCUCCAGCUGGGAAUGGCUGGCUGGGGAAUGCUGGGAGUUGCAGGGAUAUUUUCUGCCUAAACAUGCAUAGGAUUGCACCCUUAUGGCAACAUGGAAGGAACUAUAGGACAGAGCUGGGGGGACUUGUACCAUAUGUGGAGAUGGUGGAGAGGAGGCACAGGUCCACCACUGGAGAUGGAUGGGACUCAGAGAUACUACCCAGUGGCACAAUCCCAUACUUGCUGCAUAGCUGUAGAAGGUCAGGAAGGGAAGAUUCUGAUCAUCCCCACCUGGAACUAUUGGGUGCAGAUGCAAUCGGUGCCCAGGGCUAGAUGAGAGGAACUGUCCAGACAAGCAAGGGAACUGGCACUGUAGAAAGAGGACUAGAGGGAAGGAAGCUGCUUGGAACUGUUGGUUUUUCUGCCUGACAUAACAAUGGGGCCAAUCAGUAGGUGUCCCAAAUAAUGAGAUGAAUCACAAAUGCAGUUCCUGGCCUAACCAUGGUCCAUUGAAAGGUAAUCAGAAAAAACACUGUGUGUACCAACAGUGUGCUGAGGCUCCCCAUUCUCCAACCAGUGUGAGUUAGGGAGCCCAUCUUCAACCCAAAACAAUUCCCCCAUUCUAAGUAGAAACAUAGUUGGUCUGCCUUCAGAGAGAGAAUCCUAAGCAGAACCACUGCAGAGUAAAAGAAGGGCAUACCUGUAUAAAACUUGGCCAUGCUUAGAAGCAUUCAGGAACUUCCAAAAAAGACAAUUGUCCCAUCCAGUCUAUUAUCAUCUACUGUGAUUGGUAAUGAUUCUCAAGAGCAGAAAUAAGGGACCAGUGGCCCUCCAGAUGUUGGAUUCCAGCUCUCAUCAGCAGCAUGGCCACUUCAGGAUGAUGGAAGUCUUUAUGCAACAACAUCUGGAAGACUGCAGGUUCCCUUCCUCUACUUUAGACCAACCUUCUUCAACCUGGUGCAUUCCAAAUGUGUUGUACAUCUGAAACACCACAGGUCUGAGAAGAAUGCUUUAGGACCUUCCCCAGUCCUACUACUGAAGGUUGUUUUAGCCAGACAUGACAGAAACUGGGGACUUGCAUGUGGUCAGAGAGUUGUGGCCCAUAUAGAAUGUGUGUGGCACUGCUAUUUCAGAGCUGCUGCUUGGUACCAAAGAGAGGUUGACAGAAUUUCUAUUCACACAGGUAUUUCUUCUCCCAAAGCAUUGCAUGGCAGGAUCCUAGAAAAUCUUUUGACCCUCAUUCUUCCCAGUCUACUGAAUAAAGAGCCAAUAUGGCGUAGUGGUUAAGAGCAUAGGACUGGAACUUGGGUCUGGUGGUCUGGGUUCUCAGCCAUGGAGCCCACUGGGUGACUUUAAGCCAGUCACAGACUCUCAGCCCAACCUACCUCACAGGAUUCUUCUGGGGAUAAGAUGGAGAGCAGGAGGAGGAGAAUGAUGUAACCCACUUUGACUUCAUUGAGGAAAAAGCGGAAUACAGAUACAGUAAAUUGAUGGGCACAACAGCUCUUCUCUCACCAUGACUCAGUUGUGCUUGGACCUUGAUCAUGAGACAGUGUUUGGGUUUUUUAAAAAGAAAAAUCAUGGGAGUCAACACACCGCAUGAGUCCAUUUUGAGAAAGGGGGCGGGUAGCAAAGAUGAUGCUCAUCUUUCAAAGUAACAGAAAACAGGAUCCUACAUCUGAGUGGUUCAGCCAGGCCAGAACAUUAACUGCUGCAGAAGAAAACAUUUCUAUAGACAUCAAAAGAGUUGUUCAUGUUUUCUUCAGUAGAAAAGCUAAUCCUGUCAUUACUGUAUAAGGAUGUUACCAGAAAAAAAAAAAUCACAGUGGCUUAAGUACUCUGUUCGUUAGUAGGUGUAUUACUAGGUGGGUGGACUUUGUAUGCAGUGUAGCUGCAUUAAAAUCAAUACUGAUGUUGCAGUUUAAUGAAUGAGAGCUGGAGUUGCUCACUUCUCCAGGAACGCCUCGGUAUUGGCUCCUAAAUUUUAGCGGCAGCAGUUGAAAACCUCAAGGCCAUGCUAAAAAAUAAUUCACCAUUCAUUCAAUGGAAGGACUAGCUGUGCAUGCAGAUACAUUUGUGCACAUGGAGACAUGUCCUCAGUUGAAAUGAACAGGAAACCUGUGCAUGUAGAAUGCUGUGUUGGUCCUAUCUUUCAUUAUCUGUGAUGGCAGGAAUUAGUAGCAGCUGGCCCUGGUCCUGUGUAGCUCCUUCUGGACUAGCAACUGAAGAGCCAUGAAUGAAAUCUUUCACUUCAUAGUAAAAUGUAUGGAGGUUAGACUAGGAUUUUCCUUAUUUUGAACAACUUGUGGAAUGCUUGAGUUUUUCUUUUAAAAAUGGAAUGCAUUAAAUUCCCCCACCCCCCACCCCAUAAAUCAGUUCUCAUUUUUGAAGAUUUUUUUCCUGUUUGAUUUCAUUUGAUUUGUUUGUUAUUGGGGUAGGGGAAGAAAAUUAAGUAAUGAAUUUGGGUUGUUCAGGGACUAUUAUUCAUAUUAUUGUGUUUGUGGAAAAAUAUUCAUUUCAUCUGUUUGCUUUCCUUCAUUUUUAUUUGUGUGUAUUGUGCACAGUAACAGAGAGGCAUUGAGUGCAUUUAAUUGUGAUCAAUGGUACACUGAGGCACAGAAAAUAAAAUUUAUAAUUGGUUCUGAUUCGAA
This is a messenger RNA of Varanus komodoensis (Komodo dragon), 8306 nucleotides long. It is a transcript of the gene SLC8A1, whose product is annotated as solute carrier family 8 member A1. Gene Ontology annotation, cellular component: sarcolemma; axon; postsynapse. Gene Ontology annotation, biological process: sodium ion transmembrane transport; cell communication; calcium ion import across plasma membrane. The record is from RefSeq and is a predicted model, not a curated record. The transcript is spliced from 12 exons. The coding region runs from base 582 to 3494 and encodes 970 amino acids. Gene Ontology annotation, molecular function: calcium:sodium antiporter activity. Lineage: Eukaryota; Metazoa; Chordata; Lepidosauria; Squamata; Varanidae.